AUGUCUGACGGGAUCAUGGCUCCUACAAACAAUGUGGACAACCGCAAAGGAGUCGAGGUUGCCGAUGACUCUGUUGAAACCACCAGCCGCGAUCAGAAAGUCAAGAACGUUGUGGACGAGAAGACCGGAGAGGUGUCGAUCGAGUCGCCGCAGGAUGACGAUACAGAAUACGUCAAAGGGCAUCCCGUUAUUCGCACUGGUCUCGACGUGUCGAAAUACAUCGUAUCAUUGCGAGACGAUGGCGAUCCUUCUUUGACCUUUCGUUCCAUCGUCCUGGGCUCGAUUUUUACCGCGCUUUCAAGCGUCAUCACGAUGUUGUACACGUUCAAACCGUACCAGGCCCAAGUAUCUGCCACCUUUUUGCAACUUCUCAUCUACGUAUUCGGCCAGGCAUGGGCUCUGUUGACUCCCAGUCCAGAAAGGUUCAAACAAAGAUGGGUACGAAGCACACUUCGCUUCCUCAACUUUGGGCAGGGCUUUGGGAUUAAGGAGCACGUGGUUGCCGCACUAAUCGCCUCCUCUGGCAACAACGGCCUUGCUGGAGUAGAGAUUUAUGCCAUUGAGAAUUUAUUCUACGACAUCAGUGUCAAUGCCACCACUGCAGUCCUGGGUACCUUUUCGAUAUCUCUCUGUGGAUUUGUGCUGGCUGGCGUGUUACGGCCACUCAUCGUCUACCCUGCUGAAAUGGUGUAUUGGUCGACCUUGCCCCAGGUUGUGCUAUUCCAGAACCUCCAUUUUGACACGCGUGCGAACAGGGACCGCUUAACCAAAUUUAUCUGGGCAUUGGUGGCGUCGGGCGUCUGGGAGUUUUUUCCUGCCUACAUCGUAACUUGGUUUGGGGGCAUCUCGAUCUUUUGCCUGGCUUCCAUGAACGCCCCUGUUCAUAUCCGGACUAUCUUCACCAACGUCUUCGGAGGCGCUUCAUCAAACGAGGGCUUGGGGAUAUUAAAUUUCAGUCUAGAUUGGCAAUAUAUUCAGAGUACAUACCUGUCACUGCCAUUCAAACAACAACUGAAUUCUUGGAUUGGCUAUCUUAUUUACUACGCCGUCAUGAUUGGGGUUUACUACGGAAAUGCUUGGAACGCGAAGAAUUUCCCUUUCAUGUCGAGCUCUCUCUUCCAGUCCAACGGUUCCGUGUAUACUACGACCUCCAUCAUGAAUGACCGAGGUACUAUCGACUAUAACAAGGUUGACGACGUGGGCCUACCUUCUUUGACCGCCACUACUGUCUGGGGGUUCAUGACGCAGAACCUGGCCAUCGGAGCCUUGAUCACGCACGUCCUCAUAUUCUAUAGCAAAGAUAUGUGGACCGCAUGGAAGCAGGCACGCAGCAGAAGUCAGCCCGAUCCGCACUACCAAGCUAUGCUCAAGUACAAGGAAGUCCCACUGUGGUGGUAUUGGGCGCUUUUUGCGCUAGCUUUCUUCGCCGGAUUGAUUGUCAAUCUCAAAGGUCAAACCACCCUACCAGUUUGGGGUUACAUUAUCGCCCUUCUUCUAGGUGCUUUCAUUGCCCCCUUCUCCUGCGUUCUCUACGGUCUAUAUGGAAGUGGCGUAUCAACUAAUCAGCUUUCCAAAAUGGUUGCAGGCGCUCUACACCCAGGGCGGCCUCUUGCCAAUCUCUACUUUGCGUCUUGGUCGCACCAAGUCAUCCUGCUAUCCGUCAACCUGGCCAACUGGCUUGUUGUAGGCCAGUAUCUCAAGAUACCACAUAGAGUGAUGUUUAUUACUCAGAUUUACGCCACUCUUCUAGGAGCCGGGCUCAACUAUGCCGUGAUGACAACGAUUGUGUCCAAUCAACGAGAAAUCCUCCUUGACCCCAUAGGAAACAAUGUGUGGAGUGGCGCAUACAUGCAGAGUCUAAACUCUGAUGCUAUCACAUGGGCACUUGCAAAGGAAAUCUAUGGAGUCAAUGGACAAUACUUCAUAGUGCCCAUGGGUCUAAUUAUCGGCCUCGCACUUCCAGUUAUUCACUCGGGUGCGAUCAAACUGUUCCCCAGACUCGACAGGUGGGAGCUCAAUACAGCCAUCAUCAUUGCUUAUGCUGGCACAACCUACUAUGGAAACACAUCAUGGAUUUGCUCCUCAAUUGCUGUGGGAAUCUUUUCUCAGUUCUGGCUUCGACGCCGCAAGCCUCGGAUCUACAACAAGUACAACUAUCUCAUUGGGGCCGCUAUGGAUGGUGGUUCUCAGAUCGUCAUUUUCAUAUUAUCUUUCGCCGUCUUCGGUGCAAGUAGCAAAGAGGUUCCCUUUCCUUCAUGGUGGGGAAGUCCAGCUGCAGGUAAUCCUGAUCAUUGCUAUGCCGGAAACUAA
This is a messenger RNA of Talaromyces atroroseus, 2310 nucleotides long. RefSeq lists its product as hypothetical. The transcript is spliced from 3 exons. Bases 1 to 2310 code for a protein of 769 amino acids. Gene Ontology annotation, biological process: transmembrane transport. Gene Ontology annotation, molecular function: oligopeptide transmembrane transporter activity. Lineage: Eukaryota; Fungi; Ascomycota; Eurotiomycetes; Eurotiales; Trichocomaceae. The record is from RefSeq and is a predicted model, not a curated record.